This is a messenger RNA of Cataglyphis hispanica, 9201 nucleotides long. RefSeq lists its product as uncharacterized. Gene Ontology annotation, molecular function: protein binding. Gene Ontology annotation, cellular component: spindle. Lineage: Eukaryota; Metazoa; Arthropoda; Insecta; Hymenoptera; Formicidae. Gene Ontology annotation, biological process: establishment of mitotic spindle orientation; signal transduction; regulation of establishment of bipolar cell polarity. The record is from RefSeq and is a predicted model, not a curated record. The coding region runs from base 972 to 5654 and encodes 1560 amino acids. The transcript is spliced from 13 exons.
GCCACAUCGGUGGCGCUCACAGCUCAUGGGAGAUACGAGACUGUUCGAAUAACUUGAUCAUUGGAGGAUUUUCACAAUCAUUGAAAUUUUCAUCAAAAGUGCAUAUAUAAGAAAGGAGAAUCAUCGAGCCGUGCAAGGAUCCGUAAGAUGGUCGUCACGCUGAGGAAAUCCGUCUUUUCGACGCCUCAUUCGACUUCAGCCUCGUGUUGAACUCCAGCAAAGGCGGCGUGUAACAGCAAUACGUAGCAGCAACGGUGAAAAAAGUGCGCGCGCACAUAAGCGACGCGUUUCGAAGCUGCCCAUCCGUUGGUAAAUCUCCAAAAAUCGAUCCCGACCCUGCGCGCGACGUUUCGUCACGUGUCGGACGUUUAACUCCAAUUUGAUCGUGUGUACAUACGAGAAAAUUUCAACAGCAAUACUCACUGGAAUACUGAAAUAAUGUACCUUUCACGAUAACGCUAAUAAUGGAAGAAGGGCCAAGUGUCGUGGAUUAAUUGAAAGAAAUUUAAAUUAUGGAUAUUUAUCCGGCAACGAUGUAUCGCAAUGACGAUUGGAUGAAGAUCUCGGGAAAUCUAAUAGGACCAACAAAGUGUCCAAGAAACAGCUCUAUCUUCGUUCUGUCCAAGUGUGGAAACGUGAUUCACGACGUCGUGUUUAGAAACAUUGGUCCAGCUGAAUGAAAUUUGCUCUGUGAUAACCAGCUUUACCCAACCAAAGAAUUGCUUUAAGGAUCUACGAAGAAUUGCAAACUUCAAAGCUUUACCAAAGACAAGCGGUGCAACGUGGUCGCCCUUAUCGUCGACAAUAAUGAUACAUUACUAUCGAUAAUUUAUGAAAGAAGUAAUACGCCAAAAGAGCCACCAAUCUUGUUGUAUCGAAAAUAGUCGAGAAUAUCGAUACUCUUGAGAAAUUCAUAUAUUUCGACAGGAUAUUAAGAUAAAUCAAGCGAAAUCAUCACGACCGAUCUCCAAAUGAAAUUUCGCAAAUCCUCUUUAUCCAGCCCGAAGAUGGAAUUACUCUCGAGACGUUCCUCAAACGAUAGGAUAUCGACCUUGAAGAGGUCGAGAUCCUUUCGGGCAUCCGUAAAACUAAUGUCAAAGAUACGCAAUCACGCCAACUUGCGAUUGACCGCCGGCUUUGACCUGUCGAAACCUAUCUCGAAAGAUCUCAAGGAAGAAAGCAACUUUUAUAUCAUUGAAGAAUCUCGGGAUUCUGAAAGAUCUUUGAACGUACAGAAAGAGGAUGCAAGUUCCCGUAUCGAGGACAAGGCCGGUGGCGAGAUGUUGUCGAAUUCUCGGAAAAUUUCGCUAUCGUCAAACGAUAUUGGUUCGCAAGAAAUUAUUAAGGAUCUGAAGAACAAACUGUCCUUGACCGAUAAGAUAAUGGGUAAGGGUCGCAAGGAAGCGGAAAGAAAAAACGAAGGCAUAAAGUCACCGAAAGUUAGUCGCAUUUUUCGCAGAAAAUGCAGCGAAAACUCUCAAGAAGAUACUCGAGGGAAAAACUGUAGCGAGAAACACGUGUCUUAUGAAACAGAUAUAUGUCAAGCGAGUAAAAAUGUAUUCUACGAGAAUCCUACGUUCGUAUUGGACACUUCCUUCGACUCCUCCGUCUCGAGUUUUCUCUACGAAGAGGAGGAAAAGGAGGAAGAGCAACGGCAGGACUGUGAAAGUGAACAACCUGUGUCCUGCGAGCGUGACGUCUUGACCGUCGUCGUGGAUUCUCAUAAAGCGAUUGACAGGCCAUUGUACCACAAAAUUAAUUACGAGCGAGAUAGAUGCUAUGAUGAAAAGUGUCUUGAAGAAAACGCAUUUCGUUCUAGAUGCGAGACCGAUCCUUUGAAAUGUUUUUGCAAAGAUUCGCAAACGAACGCGAUAAAAGGCAAUCGAAAAACUGCUGAAUCCUUCGGCGGAUUUGAUCGCUCGAAGAUUAAAUUUUACUGUAAAGUACACGAGACGGCAAGGAAAAAUGCGUCAAACUGCCUACAGGAUCAGAAAUUCUUUGACAGUGUCAAGACUUGUCCCUCCAAAUCUUGCAAAAUCAGGACGGUCGAUAAUUUUACCAACUUUUGGACCAACAGACGUGGUAAUAGUUUUCGAAGUAAAAUGGCGACUGAUGCCAGGAAAAGGGAUGCAAAAGAAACGAAGGAUUACGAGCGGAUCGGUGUGGAGCGAGUUCUCGUGUCGACAUCAUCGGGAUCAAAAUUACAUUCGUUGCAAGGGAUGGAGUUCCUGGAGGGCUUCGGCAAGAAGAAACAACAGCCUCACCAACAAUUGAAUAAUUUGUCAUCGAUACAUAUCAAUCCUCUCUCGGCCCAAUCCCUCAACAUACACUUGCAUGCUUUAUUUGCGGCUGUGGAACAUGGCCAUUUGGAUAAGGCGAAGAGUAUUUUGCAAUCUACCGAUGUGGAUGUAAAUAGCGUUAAUAGCGACGGCUUGUCACCGCUGGAUGUUGCUGUACUUAGUAACAACAGGCCACUGGCAAAAAUGCUGGUUACAUUCGGUGCGCAGGAAGGAAAUCAAUUCAAGUCUCCGGAAUCUCUUGGCAGUCAUUUAGCGUCAUUACUCUCGGAAGCGGAACAUAGAGUUCAAGAACUCGGCGGCAGUACUUCCGGCAGCAGUGCGACUUUACUGGAACCACCUAGUAUACACAGAGCCAGUUUUUCCACGCAACAUAACAACCUUACAGGAUGCAGUGGUAGUACGGAAGACAAACAGCUUGCCCUAUGGGAAAGGAGAGCCAGGGCCCUGAGAAAAAUGUUACUUGGUUUCGAUCAAGCGCGACCACCCGACAUGCCAUUUCUGGUUGCGAUCGAUGUUACCGGAACGACUUCGGUAACAAUAAGGUUUCAAGAGCCAGAUUCGCACGAUUCUCCAAUCUGUACGAAAUUUAAGGUACAAUGGAGUUUGCACGAUGAUUUUUCCGUUAUUUGCGGUGAGAGAGAGGUUUUAGACAUGAAGCAAAGAGAAUGUCGUAUCGAGGAUCUGACUCAAGGUCAAAGAUAUUAUUUUCGCGCUGCCGCUGGAAAUUUAAAGGGCUACAGCAGAUUUAGAAAUUCGACGCCUGCACAUGUUACACCUAGCAGUUGGAGGGAUAUAGAUGGCAGAGUGCCGAGGUUUGCGGGACGAUUAGAACAAUUAAAUACGUUGUUCACCGAUAUAAGAAGACCCGAGUAUACGCAAGAGACACCGGCGGUACAGAGGCGAAAUCACAAAAAGAAAACGACGAUAAAACAACUGUUUACAGCGACGAGUAAAUUCCAGAAAAAUCUCAGACGAGGAGUAUUUCUCGCGUGUCUACUGUAUCACGAAGACAAAGUUCUCGUUACCAACGAGGAUUUCUUACCCGUAAUCGAAGUCGACGAGACGUAUCCUAGUUGUAUCUACAACGAUUUUCAUUGGCUAAUGAAAGUCGCCUGUACCUGGGACGACGUUAAAUCCCUCCGACAAGAUAUGGAAAAGAGUCACAGCAGUUCGACGAACCAUUUUAGAAUAAGGUUGCUUCAAGCUGCUGCUCAGAUGCAGGCUGCACUGUGCAUACAAGACCUUGGACAAUUAUAUCACAAACCUAUCAGAGACAUUCAAGGCACUUUGGUAUUUUCGACGGUGAAUUACAUAAAAUCAGCAAAAAUGGUUUCCGUAUUAAAUAGCAGAUGGUUACCGCUCAGUAAAGUUAUAAAGAAAGUCAUAACGCACGAAGAUAGUAACGUUGCCGAUAUCUUGAUGGCCAGUAUACAAGAGCAAAUAACAUAUCAUCAAGUGAGUAGUAUCAAAUUGUCCAAAGGUUUAUAUCUCGGUUAUCUGAAAAUGCAGAGCAGCGUGGAUCUCAUACAAGUCGUUGUCCCGACGAAAUCUCCGAAUGUGCUGCCGCAUUGCAAGAUUCGCGAUAAUCCACACGUAUCCGCGGAGGAGUGGGACUAUCUCAAGAGAGUAACGCGCAUCUGCAUGUCCGAUUCUUCCGUGAAGGAAUCCGAAGAAAAGGAAAACGUGACGAACGAGGCUCAAGGCACGGAACAGCAAAAAUUGUUCGUCGAUUUAGUUGCCGCGACCGCACGACGACUGUUCAAUUACAUGGAGAUCAGUGCGGAGGAUUCGUUGGUGCAUCGACUUUACGAUGCCGAAGUGAUCGAUUUGACGCACGACGUAUCGUUUCUUAUCACCGUGCCGCCCGCCGAAACCGCUUGCUGCGUGCCUGGCACGCGAGAGAUCUUACUACAACGCGGUGAUCUCCUAUCGUUGCCUAUUCAAGUCUUUGAGAUGGUGCAUCUAAACACGUAUCAAAAAGACGUGAUUAAUCGUUACUCGAGGCUCAGCUGCAUCCUGGAACUAGACACGGCACAGGCCCAGCAUAAUCACAGAGAGGCCUUCAGCUCCUUAGAGUUAAGCGUCGCAAAGGAUAAAUUGACGAGAUUGCAAGAUCUCCAGUCGCAAAUGAACACAGUGUGGAAAGGUGCCAGGUGGCUGAUCGACGUGAUAACUUUCGCGAGAGAUCGCGGAUCUUCUCAACAAAACGUCGCAUCGCAAACCGUCGGUAUAUCUAUGAAACAUCUGCUUAGCUUAGACAGAAACAAAAAUAAUACCGGUAACAACAAUAAUAGUUUAAAACGGAGCUUAUUACAAUUACCGCCUAGAGAUCCUAAGCUCGUUAAAUCAAGCCCCGGCCGAGGUAGUUGGCCAGGACCGAAUCUAUCCAAUUCCUCUUCGAAUCUUCUCACAACGGAAUUCAGCAAGAGCGAGCAGCAGCUGCCCAGCGGACAGUACAUACGCAAGGGUAGCAACACUUCAAAUAUAUCGAUAACGUCAGAGCCGCAGAAAUCGUUGUGCGUGCCGAUGAGUAGCAACAGCAAUCUAAGCAAUCUGACGACGAGCAGCUCGAAUCAUCUGGCGCCGCUGCAAAAUACGCGGCUGCCGCCCUCCAAAUCCGAAGACACCCUAAUUGUCGCCAAGUACAAACAUAGUCCGCGAAAUCGAUCCGCUACGAUGACUACUUCGGCAUCGGCCAGCACUAGUCCUCUAAUGAGCAUUAAGCCCAUCAUUUACGGCGGCUCGCUUUUGAGCGUCUCCACGGCGAUGACGAACACCACGAGCCUACUUAGCGUAUCUGUCAGCAACACCAAUUCCGACAGUCUACAUUCGUUGAGCAGCGAAGACAACUCUACGACCAAUUCGAGCGUAUGCUUGAAAGCCAGUCAUCCGGUCAAAGUUAAAACGUCCAAACCGACUGCGAGCGUGGCGGCAAUGGCCACCGUUCCACAGGAUAAUCUAGACGAAGAGAAGGAAGAGUCGACGAUGAUGCCAGCACCUCUACCAGGCAUUCUUCAAGUUUACGCGGCCUACGAGACUGGUUUAGCAGCUGGCACCAGUUUGAAACUACACGUAACACCAAGGACUACAGCACGUGAAGUUGUGGAACUUGUUGUUAAACAAUUGAACAUGGCGGUGGUCUUAAAAGGACAAAAUGGGCCUACCUAUACGAUUGACGAACUACCAAAUUUUUGCUUAGUUGCCGUAAUCGGUGCACGGGAACGUUGUUUAAGGGACGAUUUUAAGCCUCUUCAAUUGCAAAAUCCAUGGAAGAAGGGACGACUAUAUGUUAGACAAAAACAGGACGUUCUCGCUGCUCUUGAGCACAGUAGUAAGCAUACCGCGUACUUAUAGCACAAAUAAAGCGCUAUCUAUAAGUGGGAAGAAAGAGAGAGAGAGAGGUAAUGAUUUAUUACCUAUUAUUUUUAAAUUUCGAUUCAUUCUAUAUGCGUGCAUAAACGUAUGUAACGUUCUUCGAUAACAAUGAACGAGAUAUUUCAUAUAAAGCGACUUACGUCGUACAUCUUCAACGGCACUACUAAUAAAAAAAAAAAUAUUCCAGUGAGCAGAUGUGAAUAAUUAUUUAAUAAAAAAAGAUAUUUUAACCACAUAAUGUUCCAUGACACAAGAGAUUUUUUUUUCUCAAUUUUUCUUCUAAUAAUUUAUGUAUGUAACUAGGUCACACAUUUUAUAUAAAAAAAGUUGUGUAUUUAAAAAAUUAUUUUAUUCGUACUUGGCCUCUCUUAAAUAAGUGUUAGCCGUGAUAGAUCUAACAAGCUUUUUAAGAAUUAUUUUUUUAAAAAUCGAUCUUUUUUUUAUUAUCUAUAAGUAAAAUAAUAUUCUUUUCAAAAAAAUAUUCCAAUUUUUUUUGUCACAAUUAUUUUUCGAUAUACUUUCUUUGGCUGUUAUAAAUAAUUUUAUUAAAUAACCAGUGAAACGUUGAAGAUAAAAAUAUAAAUAAUUAAAAUAUAACACAUGAGAUAUAGUAACAUAGACAAUUUGGAGGAAUAAAAUGUGAUAAACAUUUCUCUAAUCGAUGAAAUAGGAGUCUAUCCUAUUUUAGGCGACGUGUGUACAUUCCAAUUUUGGAAUUUGUCAACUUUCAAGCACGAUCUGUAAUAUUCUUCGAAUGUUAGCUAGUUUGUAAAGGAAUGAAUAAUGAUACUCGAGACAUACUGUUAUAUUUUCUGUACCGAUCUCAAUGUUUUAUUCGAUAUAUGCAUAUUGUCGAGAUUAUAGGCGAGUGAGCUGAUUGAGAGAUCUCAUUGUUCCUUAUAUCGUAGUUCGUUGUAUCCAAGUAUGAUUUGUCGUUACGAAACAUGAAAGACCUUUUGGCACAAAGAAAAUGCAAUAGAGGAAUACUUGGAUACUUUGAACCAAUAAGGAUAAUUUUUUGAAGUCACACACACACACACAGUGAAAGUUUUAUAUUUAUACUAUUAAAGUUAUAGAUGAAAUGCCUCUAAAAAAGUAUAUUUUAGGUUCUAAUACAUGACAAAAUGUUAUUAUAAUAUUAUAUAUCAUACUUUCUGCUUAUGAUUAGAUUCAAUGUUACCAGGCUCUAACAAAAGAAAUAAAAUCAUUGAUCAUCGAAUGCAUUCUCGAUGCACAGUGUCUGGGGCAGUGUAUUUCUUUCAAAAUAUUCAUAAUAUAAUAAUAUGAAAGUUCCUAAAGUCUGGUAGCGUCAUCUUAAGAUGGCUUAGGGAGAAAAAUAUAUAUUUUAGAAAAGUCUGAGAUCAAUUUUCUGGGAGAGAACGCUGACAAAUUUUGUUGACAGAAAGGAUUGUAAGACAAAAUAUUAUAUACAAAACAGAGAAAAUUAGUAUAAGAUUUUAUUUGGGAAAUAUUUCGAAUCUAAAGCGGCGAGUAUAAUAUAUUAGAACCAGUUUUAUAGUUAAUUAUUAGUAUAGUUAAGACGAGAAGAGGCUUAUAGACUGUUGUAUAUAAUAGAACAAAGAGUAUUAUUAAUACUGCUAUGUUAUUUUAGAGAUAAAAGAAUUUUUGUAUAUUUUUUUUGUCUUAGCUUAUAACUUUUGUUUCACUAAACGCUAUAGUAAACAUAUAUAAAUAUUUUUUUUAUUUUUAUUUUGUUACAAUCACAUUCUGCAUCUAAAUGUACAUCUGUUUCAUUUUAACACAACAAAAUCAUAUAAAAAAAAUUUCAGCAGGGAUAGCCAAUCGAAUUUAUUUUGAAGAAAUGAAAAGAAAAAUAUUUAACCGAAAGACAAACUUACAUUUUUUCUCAUUAUAUAAAAGAUAAAAUUUAGUAAAAUUUUCCAAAAUUAUAAUAAGCACGUCGCCUGGCACAUAAUAAAAUAAAUAUCCAAUUGAGAGAAACAGCAGUACGAUAACGGCCGACGUGUAUUAACCAAUCGAAUAAUGACUACCAUAGUGUAGAAUGAUUUGCUGAACACACAUAUACCCAAAAACCGCACAAUAUUAUACGCGACGAACUUCUUAAAUGUCUCGUGAUCGCGUUGCACAUUUCGUAUAUAAUCUAACAAAGAACAAGAUUAAUUAGCGUAGUAUAUAUACUCAUAUGUAGUUAUUCGUAUAGAUUUUCUCUCUUUCUAAAAAAACAAAAGAGAAAGAGGGAGAGAGAAACAAAAGAAAGAAUAAUAUAUUUAAAAACAAUCUUAACUGUUUGGAUAGAGUGAAGAAUUAAUACAAAUAAUCUGGAGAUGCACAGUAACAUGUCAAAUGUAAAUUUAUAUUUUUUUUAUUUCGCUCGCCUACAUAAUAUCGAUCUGUCAAGCGAAGAACCUUAUCGCAUGUCUGUACAGAUGUCUAUCGUGAAAUCCGUCCUUCACGUCGCAGAUUCGAUAUAUGUAUAUAUUUGACUGUAUAUUCGAAUGUGUUUUCUCGAAUAUAUCAUGCUUAUUGAGCAGUAGUAUCAUGCACCAAGGGGCCAUUUGCAUUUAUAAGAAGAAUGCAUUGAAUGCUUAUGAAGAUGGUGCGCAUAUUUUUUUAUCGACCAAGUGACAAAGAAUCGACGAAUUAUUAAGAAUUAUUAAGAGCGUGUUUCGCUAAUUACAUAGGUAUUCUGUACACCGCUAAUUUUGUUAAAAACUAAUGUCAUAGGCAGAGAAAAAUGAGAUGGAUAAAACAUCUCUCUCUCUCUGACGAUGAGCUACAGCAAAUGUAACAAUGGAAUUGAGUAAAACAACUUUGUACUCUAAUCUAUUAAGCUGAUUAAUCUGUAAAGAAGCCAGAGUAAUUAGCGGUGCAUUGACUUAACCAUGUAAACAUCUGUGUUUAUUUUUCCCUACUAUGUAUUUUUAUCUAGAAGUAUGCGCUCGUUUUUGUUCGAUCGAAAAAAUGAUGGAAAUUUUAUUAGGACUACGUGAGUGUCUAUCGAUGUUGAGUGUAAAAUAACCGUUAGCACAUAAGUAUUACGAUAUACAAAGUGAAAGAGUAAGAGAUGCGCCGAGCCAAUAAAGAAGUGAACAUGAGUGAAAUAUAAUAUUUGUAAAUAUUCUGAGAAAAAGAAAGUGAUUGCAUGCACGGAAAAAAUGAGAGAGAGAGAGAGAGAGAGAUUAUUUUGGACGAGAAAAAAUAGGAAAAAUCUCAUUUCCACGCGAUAUGUAUUAUAGUUGUGUCUAUACGACGACGAUAUGAAUCAAUUAGUUGAAAUUCAAACGAAAACAUUUUCCUCUUCCCCCUUUUGCUUCCUUCCAUCUCGUCCGCCCCUCGUGCCCAGAAAUAAAAUUUUUGUACGCGACAUCACUUUUUAAUGCGCCAUUUGUGAUGUACGCGUACGCAAAUAAUUAUGUACAGUAGCGAAUUGAUGUUUAUAUAGAAAAGAUGGCUUCGUUUCUGUUGCGACUGGAUUUUUCCCCCCUUUUUUUCUAGGGGACAAUGUACCACGACGGAAACGUCCGAAAUAAAGUAUAACAUUGUA